AUGAAAGUCUUGGUUUCCUCGAUCUUUAGUCUUUCUGCGGCCUUGCCAGCAUCAGCUGGUACCCCCAAGUACGACGAGGACCUCGGCUGCUGGCCAAUCAGCGUCGAGCGUGACGCCACCUACUGCAUCGACGGGCCCGUCUGCAGCGGGGGCGAGGCUCGUCGCCUGCCGGAUCCUCGUGCCCUGUCAAAGGUGAUGUGGCGAUCGCCGACUGUGACUCGAAUGUCACUCGCGACAGUGUCGGCGACUACUGCGAGCUGUCAGUCGACACCGUCUGUGAGCUUAAACUACGUGCAAGAUCUCUGGUAUGAACUAAGCCAGGACGUAAGCGCCGGGGUACCCGGGGGCUCUUCGUCGCUGGUGCCAGUGACCACUGGCAACCCUCUUGGUUCGGUUUCCAAUAACUCGAUGCAUGCAUAA
This is a messenger RNA of Peronospora matthiolae, 420 nucleotides long. The record is from the annotation of a GenBank genome assembly. NCBI's taxonomy places the organism in Eukaryota, Oomycota, Peronosporomycetes, Peronosporales, Peronosporaceae.